Messenger RNA from Drechmeria coniospora, 1641 nucleotides. RefSeq lists its product as uncharacterized. The transcript is spliced from 10 exons. The record is from RefSeq and is a predicted model, not a curated record. Bases 1 to 1641 code for a protein of 546 amino acids. NCBI's taxonomy places the organism in Eukaryota, Fungi, Ascomycota, Sordariomycetes, Hypocreales, Ophiocordycipitaceae.
AUGCAGCUGGGCAGUCUCGUUCUCGCAUUCUUCGUCUGCUCGAGUGCGGCGCUGUCGCCUCGGCACGCAAGACGAGAGGCAAACGCACCGACGCCAGAGGAAUUGCAGAAAGCCGCCGACAGGCAAUCGGAAAAGGUGCAGCAUGAUUACAAUGACGCCAUGGAUCGCUUGCGUCUGUACGCAAGGCCUCGCUGGCGAGACUAUCUAAACGAGGGCCAGGUUGACUCGGCUCUCGGACAACUGGCCAACACGUACGGCAUGGGCUGCGUCGGAGAGAAGGAAAGCACCACCAUGACCUGCAAGCCACGGCUGGAAACACCAAACGGCAGACAUUUGCAUCAGAUUUACAACCUAACCGUUACCGUCGAACUCUUGCUCAUGUAUUUUGCCGGAACUUCGAGUACCAUUUAUGCUUACUUUGGCGACAAAGACAUCGUCCAUGAUGAGGAUUUAAAGCAGCUUACUCCCAUCUUCUCAAACCCACAAAUGGGCGCCACCGAGACUGUUGAUAUACCGUUGGCCCAGGUGUUCGGCACAAAGUACAUUCAACUCGCCGACCUGAAACGCUUGAAGAUCGUGCAAUCCCCGGCUCAAAACGAUUGGUUCAAAAUCCAUAGCAUCAAGUUGAAGGCCAUUCAUGCGAGCUCUCGCAUGCCCUUGGUGAACAACCAAUACGAGUUUUUCCCAGGAGGGUUGCUCGGUUCCUAUAGGGAAGAAAAUGGCAAGCAGGCAAAAUACAACGUCGAGUGGUCGGGAGAGUUAAAUUGGGACAGCUGGCAGCAAACAUUUGACAGCAAACGCAUGGAUGAGGACUUGGAAAGACAAUCCGAGGCAGACGGUCGCGAGAGAACAUGGCUGGAGAAGCACGACAAGUACAUGUCUGACGUCAAACAUACUGGAUCGCCACGCUGGGAACACCUGAUACGAGAUGCCAAGCUCGAAAAGGCAAUCGAGGAACUGAGCUCCAAGUAUCGCAUCGACUGCGAUGGAACCGAUUCGGGCAUGGACUGCAAGCCGAAAGUCGAAUCCGCCGUGGUGGGUAGGAAUUGGCACCAGUUCACCAACAUGACAAUCGAUGCGACGAUUCAAAACUGGCCCACGGCGGGGACGGACAGCAAGAUUUAUGCCUACUUUGGCGACAAAGCCUUCAUCCACGAUGGGGACAUGGAUCAACUUGUCCCCCUCUUCGACGCCCCCAGCAUGGGCAAAACCGUUCGCGUCGAUGUCAAGGUACCCCUCGUUUUUGGGACCGACAAGCCUGACCUUCUGGCCCUUCGAACCUUCAAGAUCGUGCAGUCGCCGGCCGCCGACGACGAUUUCUCCAUCGGCGGCAUCACCUUUCGCGUCACCCAUGCCGCGUCUGGCAUGAAAAUGGUCAACACCCAGUACAACGUAUUUCCGGAUUGGCUCGGCACCGAGGUGAUGGAACACGGCAAGCAGGCGAAAUACAACAUCGAGUGGACCGGAGCCUUGGACUGGGACCAGUGGCAUACGAAGUUCGGUGGUGGUCGUAGCCAAGAAGAGUUCCAACGGGUCGAAGAUGCCCUCAACGAAGCCCAAUACCCGUGGCAGUGGGCGCCGUGGGACUCGAUGCGCAACAGAAUGCGUGAGAUUUCGCGCAAAUCCAAGGGUGCCGCUUGA